Molecule: messenger RNA, 9135 nt
Organism: Vespa crabro (European hornet)
Lineage: Eukaryota; Metazoa; Arthropoda; Insecta; Hymenoptera; Vespidae
Gene: l(3)80Fj
Product: eIF-2-alpha kinase activator GCN1
Exons: 13
Coding region: 32-7978 (2648 amino acids)
Biological process (GO): regulation of translation; cellular response to amino acid starvation
Cellular component (GO): cytosol
Molecular function (GO): protein kinase regulator activity
Source: RefSeq, a predicted model, not a curated record
CGCUGAUAGUCAGUCCGGUUUUUGAAGAAAUAUGGCGGAUGUCGAGCUGACUAAAGCCUUAAAAGAUUUACCUAAUCGAAUUCAAACCGCCAGCAAAAAGGAGCGGCGUGAGAUUUUACAAAAUGUCGUCGAUGUGUUGUCAAAUCCUGGUAUUAAUGACAAAAUCGUCUGUGGUAUUUGCAAAGUUCUAUCUCUUACUUUGCAUCGAUAUAAAGAUACAGCUUCCCAAUCUUACGUGAAAAAUGUCAUUAAAAAGUUAUUGGCAAAGCAACCAGAAGCCACCGUGAAACAUAUGACAAGUGUUAUUGCAGAACAAGCUACUUGGCAUAAAAAUGUUGUUCCUACUCUGAAUACCGCUUUAACUGCAUAUCUGACAUUAAAAUGGUCAACACUUGUGAUAUUACAUGGAAUCAAUAAGAAUUUUGAGAAUUGCACAGAACUGGGAAAACUGAUUGAAGCCCAAGCCAACUUAAGCGCAGCAUCAUUGGCAUCUACGGAUAAAAAAUUAUCUGAUAAAACGUAUACGUUGCUCGCGCAUGAGUGGUCAUCCGUUAAAGAUAUUGAAAUUAAAUAUGUGGAGACAUUAGUAAAACUUGAGAUUGGAAAUGGAGUUAUUGUACUUGCAAGCUUGCUCACAAAAUAUUUAGUGAAUACAAAGAAAAGUGAACUUAUAGAACAACUGAAGAAAAAUGUCAUAGAUACAUUCAUAAAAGUGACCAUCAGUUCAAAGAAAAAGCCAGAUUUAUAUGUGGUUGAUACUGCGAUACCUCUUCUACGUAGAAUAUCUCAUGAGGAAUUUAAGAUACAAUUGUUGCCAGCUUUGCAAAAGGCUAUGUUAAGAAAUCCCGAAAUAAUAAUUGAAUCUGUUGGACAUAUAUUAAGUGGAUUGAGUCUUGAUUUAAGUCAAUAUAGUCAAGACAUUUGCAAAGGACUAUUUGCAAAUUUACACUCUAAGGAAGAUCUUGUUAGGGAAGAGGCUGUAGGCGCAUGCCGUAGGCUUGCACGACAAUGUUCAGACACAACUGCCUUGGAGAGUUUACUUGCAUCUGUAUUCGCAGUAUUUCAUGGAUCCGAAGGGAAAUUAACGGUGGCAACUCAUAAAAUAUCUGUAUUGCAAGGAGCAGGUAAUUUGAGUUACAAUGCAGCUUCAGGAAGUAGCGUUCAACGAUUGGCCGAAACUGCAUGUGAACAUUUCAUAAAGGUUCUUGAAACAGAGGUACAUGAAAAAACAUUGAUUCAUGCUUUAGAAAUGAUGGCACUUUGGUCAAACAAAUUUGCAAACAAUGUACCCCAAAAUGUAAUAGAUGCAUUUAAAAAAGGUAUGGCAGCAAAAACUUCUACUGCAUCAGUACGUACUGCUUACAUCAAACUUUUCUUCUCUACACCAGUAGACUCUUAUUCGGGCACGAUAGCGCCUAUAUUAAUUCAAGCGAUAACAAGAGCUAUGCAACAAAGUGCACAGCCUAUGGCUGUAACGGAAGGAUUAGUAGCGUCAUAUUUAUUACUUAAAUUUGUAUUGGCAGAUCAAGUGGAAAAUGAUAAACAAAUAAUAUUAUGGAAUGUUAUAGACGAACAAAUAUUCUUUUCUGAAAAAUUUUUAACAACAUGCGGUGACGAUACGUUAUAUCAUCUUAUGUUAUUAUGCGAGCGUCUUAUUACAGAAUUUGUUGAUAGGCUAAAUGAAAAGGCUUUGAAUGGAAUUCAUAGAGCGAUCGUGGCAUGUUCAACAGCACCAAAAUCUGCCAUCAGAAAGCGUUGCUUUCCAUUGAUAAAAAAAGUUUUAACUAGUUUAAGUACUUACGCACCGGUCGAAGCACUUUUAAUAGAAUUUAAUAAGUUCCUUGAAAAUGUUAAAAUCAAAUCGGAAAAUGAUAAAGAUAAUAAAGAUGAUACGUCUACUAGCGAGAUAACUGGUAGAUGUUUAGCAGAUGGAUUACUUGCUAUAUGUUCUGGAUCAUUUCUAUUUGAAUUACCUGCCAUGCAAUUGACACGAGACUCAUUGAUUCCGGCUCAUCAUCCAGCGAUAUUAAAAGCGGUUCCAAACUUAUGGUUGAAAAUAGCUAAGAACUUUAAUCUUGUACCAAAAGACUUUCUUAGAACUUAUAGCAACGAAAUAAAAAAGUUGCUCAUACAAAAUUAUAAUCCUGUACCAAGUUACGAGAAUGCGCUUGCUAAAGUACUUCAACUUGCUCCGGAUACUAUUUUGCCAAGUUUAAUAUUAAACGUAACGAAUAAACUAAACGAUUCGGAAAUUUUAAAGGUCACUAAGGACGAAUAUUUUACUUAUCUUACACCCGAAGGCGAACUAUAUGAUAAGAGCGUACUGCCAACCAAUGAUGAAAAUGACAUAUUAAACGCAAUGAAUAUGAAACGAGAAAGUAAGGUAUAUUCUUUUAAGGAACAACAAGAGGAAUUACAAUUGAGACGUGAAUUGUAUGAAAAACGUAAAAGAGAGGGAAAGAUAAAGGAACCGAAGUUGACCCCGAAACAGGAAGAAAUUUUAAAAGGACAAAUAGCAAAGGAAAAUGGUAUUAGAAAGAGAUUGACCGAAUUGAAAUCAAAGAUAGAUCAUGCAGUAUCGCUUAUACGUUGUGCGAUACGUGGUAACGGUCAAGAACUUUCUUUAUAUCUGAAGGAUAUAUUGUCGCCUAUUUUAAAAAAUUUAGGAUCUCCAUUGGCCGCACCAGCUAUAUCCGAACUUUAUGUCGAGUUGCGAGAAAUCGUACAGAUCGGUACAAGUACGACAUUAGGAAAUUUAAUAGCACACGUUACAUUGAGACAAUUGCAACCGCAAUGUGAUUUAGAUCCAGCCUGGGAAGAUGAGAAUUUAGACAUAGUUGUUAAAAGAACUUUAAAUCUUAUUCAUACGAUUACGAUUAAACAUAAACGUUUGUUUACCGCACCUGCUUUCUGUUAUAUCUUUCCAUUUCUUAAGAAGACCCUAUUAACGUACAAAGAUGACGCGAUGAUAGUCCAAGGAUUGCAAAUAAUUCAGGAUCAUGCUAAACAAAGGGGAAAUAGUGCAGAUUUGAAAGAUACGAGACAUCCUAGGCUAUUACCCAGAAAACAAAUAUUUGAUUUACUUAUAGAACUUAUGAGUAAUACAACUGGAAGAGUACAAUCGCAUGCGGUAGCAACGUUAUUAGACGUUGCUCAAUCUGGUAGUGGUCAACCAGGUACAGCUUUGGCAACGAGCGAUGAUAUUGAUUCGUUAAUCGGUGCUCUACAAAAUGCAUUGUCAGCGGUAAGGGAUGCGGCUUUAAGAGGUCUCACUGUUAUAAGACAAGCAUUCCCAUCGCAAAAAGAGGAUCCCAUACAAUUGCUUCGUCUAACAAGAAGAAUAUGGAUCGCAAGAUUUGAUGUUUGCAAUGAGAAUAUAAUACUUGCCAAUGAGCUCUGGACUGCUGCUAAUUUAAUAGCUCAUCCUGAUAUCCUUUGCGACGAAUUGAUUCAAGAUAUUGCACAUCCGGUUGAACCUGUACAGCAAGCUGCCGCAUGCGCUUUGGCACAAUGUUUGACCAACGUAUCGCAUUUAACUCCAUCGAUAUUAGACAGACUUUUAGAAUUGUAUCAAGAAAAAUUAGCAAUGAUACCGCCAAAACUUAAUGAUUUUGGUCGUGUGGUAGAACAACCGAUCGAUACUUGGGGUCCACGUCGUGGUGUGGCACUUGCCCUGACUCAAAUAGCAUCGCUAUUAACAUCAGAAACUAUUCAACGUCUUGUACAAUUCUUCGUUUCAACGGGCUUAGGAGAUAGGAACCAAUCGGUUCGUACGGAAAUGUUGAAUGCCGCUGUAGCUGCGGUUGAUCUUCAUGGAAAAAAAAAUAUAACUUCCCUUUUACCUGUAUUCGAAGAUUUCAUGGACAAAGCACCUAAAAUUGGUAGCUUCGAUUCCAUAAAACAAUCUGUUGUUAUUCUAAUGGGUUCGUUAGCGAGACAUUUGGACAAAGACGAUCCACGUAUCAAGCCAAUCGUGAUGCGUUUAAUCGCAGCUCUUUCAACGCCAUCCCAACAAGUACAGGAAGCAGUGGCCAAUUGUUUACCACAUCUUGUACCUUCCAUCAAAGAGGAUGCACCAAAAAUCGUUGAUAAUCUUAUGGAUCAAUUAUUGAAAUCGGACAAGUAUGGAGAACGUAAAGGUGCUGCUUAUGGAUUAGCAGGUAUCAUCAAGGGUAUGGGUAUUUUAGCAUUGAAACAAUUAGACAUUAUGACUACACUUACCAAUGCUAUUCAAGACAAGAAGAACUAUAGGCACAGAGAAGGUGCAUUGUUUGCUUUUGAAAUGUUAUGUACGAUGUUGGGUAGAUUAUUCGAACCAUACAUCGUUCACGUAUUACCACAUUUAUUACUAUGCUUUGGAGACUCCAGUCAAUAUGUAAGAGCAGCCACAGAUGAUACAGCUAGAGUAGUUAUGAGUAAACUCUCGGCUCAUGGCGUAAAAUUGGUAUUGCCAAGUUUAUUAGCGGCACUGGAGGAAGAUUCUUGGAGGACCAAAACUGGAUCGGUCGAAUUAUUGGGCGCAAUGGCGUACUGCGCACCGAAACAAUUAAGUAGCUGUUUGCCAAGUAUCGUACCUAAACUAAUAGAAGUACUCAGCGAUUCUCAUACAAAAGUUCAAGAAGCUGGUGCCGAGGCAUUGAAAGUCAUCGGCAGCGUUAUUCGUAAUCCAGAAAUUCAAGCUAUCGUGCCAGUUUUAUUGAAGGCUUUGCAAGAUCCCUCUCACAAGACAGCAACUUGUUUGCAAACACUUUUGGACACACAAUUCGUUCAUUUCAUCGAUGCACCGUCUUUAGCUUUGAUCAUGCCAGUCGUGCAGCGAGCCUUUUUGGAUCGUUCGACUGAGACAAGAAAAAUGGCCGCACAGAUAAUCGGUAAUAUGUAUUCUCUAACCGAUCAAAAAGAUUUGACUCCUUAUUUGCCAACCAUCAUUCCUGGCCUGAAGACGAGCUUGUUGGAUCCCGUACCCGAGGUACGUAGUGUAUCAGCUAGAGCAUUAGGUGCGAUGGUUCGCGGAAUGGGAGAGUCCAGCUUCGAAGAUUUAUUACCAUGGUUGAUGCAAACAUUAACUUCAGAAACAAGUAGCGUAGAUAGAUCUGGAGCAGCUCAAGGACUUUCCGAAGUAGUCCGCGGUUUGGGCGUAGAAAAAUUACACAAACUGAUGCCCGAAAUUAUCUCAACUGCCGAAAGAACUGACAUAGCUCCACACGUUAAGGAUGGUUACAUAAUGAUGUUCAUUUACAUGCCAAGUGCAUUUACUACCGAAUUCACACCUUACAUAGGACAAAUUAUAAAUCCAAUAUUGAAAGCUCUUGCCGAUGAGAACGAGUACGUACGUGAGACCGCAUUAAGGGCUGGCCAAAGAAUCGUUACCUUGUAUGCGGAUUCAGCUAUUAUGUUACUUUUACCGGAAUUGGAAAAAGGUCUAUUUGAUGACAAUUGGCGUAUAAGAUAUUCAUCCGUUCAAUUGCUCGGUGAUCUUUUGUAUAGAAUAUCUGGUGUAUCUGGAAAGAUGUCAACUGAGACAGCAAGCGAAGACGAUAACUUUGGAACAGAACAAUCACACUUAGCCAUCAUCAAUGCUUUAGGCGCUGAAAGACGUAAUCGAGUCUUAGCUGGCCUUUACAUGGGUAGAUCCGACGUAGCUCUGAUGGUACGUCAAGCUGCUCUUCACGUUUGGAAGGUAGUUGUCACGAAUACACCGAGGACAUUAAGAGAAAUAUUACCAACUCUAUUUACCCUUUUACUUGGAUGUUUGGCAAGCACGAGUUACGAUAAGAGACAAGUGGCUGCACGAACGUUGGGUGAUCUUGUAAGAAAAUUAGGAGAAAGAGUACUUCCAGAAAUUAUACCGAUUUUGGAGAAGGGUCUUCAGAGUGAACAGGCUGAUCAAAGGCAAGGUGUUUGUAUUGGUCUUUCUGAGAUCAUGGCAAGUACAAACAAAGAUAUGGUCUUGACGUUUGUCAUCAGUUUGGUACCAACUGUUAGAAAAGCUUUGUGCGAUCCAUUGCCCGAAGUUCGUCAAGCAGCAGCAAAAACUUUCGAUGGAUUACAUUCAACAGUUGGCGUUCGGGCCUUAGACGAUAUACUUCCAGCUAUGUUAACGCAAUUAAAUUCACCUGAUCAAGCCGAAGCUGAAAAUACGUUAGAUGGUUUACGCCAAGUAAUGGCAAUUAAAUCACGCGUCGUAUUACCUUAUUUAGUACCUCAGUUAACAACUCCGCCAGUUAAUACGAAAGCUCUAUCGAUCUUAGCCAGUGUCGCUGGAGAAGCAUUAACGAGAUUUCUACAUAAGAUCUUACCAGCCCUAUUGACCGCCCUUUCUAGCGCUCAAGGAACUCCAAAUGAGGUACAGGAAUUAGAGUACUGUCAAGCCGUUAUUCUUUCGGUUACCGACGAAGUUGGUGUUAGAACGGUCAUGGAUCAAUUAAUGGAAGCUACCAGAUCGGAGGAUGCAUCGAGACGACGAAGCGCGGCAACGUUACUCUGUGCCUUUUGUCGUGACACUAGAGCCGAUUAUAGUCAAUAUGUACCACAACUUUUGCGCGGACUUAUUCAUCUCUUUACCGACGAAGAUAAAGACGUAUUGCAAAUGAGUUGGGAAGCUCUUACUGCGGUCACCAAGACAUUGGCAUCCGAUCAACAAAUCACUCACGUACAGGAUAUCAGACAAGCUGUUCGUUUUGCAGUAUCCGACUUAAAAGGACAAGAACUAUUACCUGGAUUUUGUUUACCGAAAGGUAUAACACCGAUACUUCCUAUAUUUAGAGAAGCAAUAUUAAAUGGUUUACCUGAGGCAAAGGAACAGGCUGCUCAAGGAUUAGGAGAAGUCAUUAAAUUGACCAGCGCUUCCGCGCUUCAACCAAGUGUUGUACAUAUCACUGGUCCAUUGAUUAGAAUACUUGGUGAUCGUUUCAAUUGGAGCGUUAAAGCUGCUGUACUUGAGACGCUUGCUAUUUUACUUGGCAAGGUUGGUGUUAUGCUUAAACAAUUUUUACCUCAAUUGCAAACAACAUUCUUAAGAGCAUUGAACGAUAGCAAUCGUCAAGUCAGGUUAAAGGCAGCAUAUGCUUUGAGCAAUCUGAUCGUUAUACAUACUCGAGUCGAUCCAUUGUUCACUGAACUUCAUACUGGCAUUAAAACUGGUGAUGAUCCGGCCAUAAGAGAAACAAUGUUGCAAGCUUUACGUGGUGUUCUUACACCUGCCGGUGAUAAAAUGACAGAACCGAUGAAGAAACAAGUAUUCGUUACGUUAAACAGCAUGCUUGGCCAUCCGGAGGAUGUUACAAGAAAUGCCGUAGCCGGUUGUUAUGGUGCUUUAUUAAGAUGGUUAAGUCCGGAACAGCUUGCUGUCGCAUUUAAUGAUAAUCUUUUGUGUAACGACGUCAAUGCUGAUUGGAUGUUGAGACAUGGACGUUCAGCCGCACUUUUUGUCGCACUAAAAGAAUCACCUGGCACGGUAUAUAAUCCUAAAGAGAAGGAUCGCGUUUGUACAGUAAUUUUAUCUUAUUUAGCAGCGGACCGAGUGCAAAUAGUUAUGAACGGUGUUAGAGCUUGCGGUUAUUUAUUCCAAUAUCUAAUGAACGAAAGUCAAUCUGUACCACAACAAAUUCUUUCCCCGUUCGUAAGGUCAAUGAAUAACAACAGUAACGACGUGAAACAAUUACUCGCCAAAGUUUGCAUUCACUUGGCACGAAAUAUAUCACCUGAGAAAAUGUCGUCGGAAUUGUUAAAAGCUUUGUUACCUAUGUUGGUUAACGGGACGAAAGAAAAGAAUGGUUAUGUAAAAGCUAAUAGCGAACUUGCUCUGAUCGCGGUAUUACGAUUGAGACAAGGAGAAGAAGAACAUCAGAGAUGCAUGGCCUUCUUAGAUGCUGGUGCAAGAGAAUCAUUGUCGGAUGUUGUUAGCAAAGUACUACGUAAGGUUUUAUCUCAGCCAGAGGGCAAAAUAGAAGAAUUAGAUGAUACGUUACUCACGUGAGAGACAUUUUACUACCCGGGGCUUAAUACUUGUUACGUCCGUUCCAAUAAUUAUAUUAUCAAUCAAUAUUCACCCAAAUCCUACGAGCAUUGCCGGCAACAGCAACAACAAAAACAACAACAACAACAACAACGACGACGACGACGACGACGACGACGACGAUGGUGGCAGCAACAACAGCUGCAACACGAUUAUCGUCGCUCGUACGUUAAUCACAUUAUAAAAAUUGUAGUUCGUGUAAUAUCAUAUAUCGAUAAACGAUCUAACGGUAUUCAGUAUGCCGAUCGUUUGAUGGUAAUAAUAAUAAUAAUGAUGAUGAUGAUGAUGAUGAUGAUGAUGAUGAUGAUGAUGAUGAUGAUGAUGACGAUGAUGGCAUUAAAGUUACUUAAGUUGAAAUCUAUCGAGUAUCAUGAAAUCUUGAAAGGUCAAUCUAUUAGGAAAAAUUCGAAGUUUAACGAAGAUAAUAAAAUUUCAAUCGUACGAGAAGUAAUUUUAUCGAGGAAGCAACAGCUCGAUCGUAUUAUUAUUAUUCUCUUGGAUUGUAGUGAAACGAUGGAAUUCAGAAUUUGGUUGAGUUGUAAAGAUUUAUCUGAACACAAUAAUAUUAAUAAUAAUAAUAAUAAUAAUAAUAAUAAUAAUAAUAAUAAUAAUAAUAAUAAUAAUAAUAACAAUAAUAAUAAUAAAAAAGAAAAAAAUAUGUACGCGACAUGGUGAUUCUUAAAGGCUUCUUUCCUUCUGGUAUACGUACGAUAAAUGAAAAGGCCGUCGUGUUUGAGAAAUUAUAUCAACAACUAUAAAUAAUUAUACGGCGUGUCUCAUAUAAUUAAUGUGAGACAAUGAAAUAGCGAGAAUGAUAUAAGAGUGUAAUAAUAAACGAAGUACAAGUGUUGUGUCACUCUGUCUCUGCCUUCCAAAGAGAAGAGAAGAGUAAAGAAGAGAUAAAGAGAGAGAAGGAGCGAGGGAGAGGGAGAGAGAGAGAGAGAGAGAGAGAGAGAGAAAUGAACGUAAGAAAAAGUGUGUUCUAUCGUUUUUUCGAUGAUCGACAAAAGAAAAUGAAAACGAAAAAAGAAAAAAAAAAGAGAAAGAAUAAUCAAUGUAUAGUUUCCAUUUCCAUAUAAUAAUAAUAAUAAUAAUAAUAAUAAUAAUAAUAAUAAUAA